AUGGACAAGGAUCAAAAGCUGAUCACAUUUCUGGAUAGUCUAGGCCCCGACGCAGAUGUCGAUUUUGCACAGCAGCUUCUCGAGGCUCACAGCUGGGACCUGCAGGCAGCUCUUGAGACGGUCACAGGAAGGGGGCAAACGGCCGUCUCUGCAGAGGUGCCGCUGCGGACGGAUGAGGCCAGACCGCCUAUGAGAACCGGCUACGUGGACAGGCUCAUCCAUUCUCACGAGGAGGAUGAUGAGGCCAUCGCGAUGGCCCAGUCAGCAGCAGCUGCAGCUGAUGAAGCUUCCGCGAGGCUUGAUCUUGAGAGGGUGCUGCUGGAGAGUCAGCAAGCCUUCGAGCAGCAGGCCGAGAUUCAGGAGCAAGCCGCGCUGGCACAAGCACUUGAAGCGUCCUAUGCCGCUGUCAGCCCGAAGCACUCGAACACCAGCGCUCCGUCAAGGAGCCCGGGCACGCCAACCGCUUACCCCGAGCGGCGUGCAGGUCAACGUGAUCUUCGGCCGGAUGUGGACCAAAGCAGGUUGUCCGGUGGCUCUCGACCAGGAGCAGCGAGGUUUCGCUUGCAGCCCAGAUCAUCCUCUUCUGUGUCCAGUGCCCCAACUGCCGAUGCACCACCAGCCCGACCAGUUCGUCCUGCAGUCAGCCAGGCUUUGAAGCCGCCUCCUGUUGUUCCGACGACUUCACAAAGAGCGCCCAAAGAAGUGCCGACGAAAGAGCGUCACGAGACGAAAGCUUCAUCUUCAGCAAAGCUACAGCCCUCAGCCAAACCCAGGCCAGCUCAGAGCAUGCAGCAGCCAGCAUCUCGACAGCAACACACGAACCAGAAAAUGAAGGCAGAAGCUGUCACGAAUGACCGAAGACCGAAUCUGGCGAGCCGUUGCUUGAGCAGAUUCUGCUCUUCCAGCAAAGAUUCCACAAAAGCUCCCAGCACGGAGUCUCCACCUGGCAAGCCGGUGAAGGAGGCGCACUCCACACCGAGUAAGAAGGAUGAGGUGGCUCGCAAGGACAUGAAGCCAGCAAAGCAGCCCGGGCCGAAGCCAGCGCCGGCAGCUUCCCAAGGCAGUGUGGCGACUCCAAAGGCCGAGUCUGAAGCUGCCAUGCCUUCGAAGGAGGCCACAGCCGCAGACCGCUUCGCGGCACAUGAAGAGUCUGAGCUGCGCCGAGAACGGGAGGAGGCAGAGCUCAAGCGAAAGGAAGCGGAGGGUGGCGGAGUCCGGGAGCCAGAUCCUGUAGUCAAUGCCCUGCAGGCCCUGCGACGACAGCACUUGAAGCGAGAUCCGGCAGCCCUGGCUACCUGCUUGCAGACCCUCCACGCCUACAUCAGCAACCUGGCCAAGAACCCGCAGGAGUCGAAGUUUCAUUCCAUCAACUGCCAGAACAGCAACUUUCGCUCCAGAGUUGCAGCGCUCGAGGGGGGCAUCGAGGUGCUCCAGGCAUGCGGGUUCGUGGCAGUUGACGAGAAGCUCUGUGUCGAUCCAGACUUCAUGAAGUCCAAAGGUCCAAAGCUCUGGGAUGCCUUGAGCAAGGUGGCCGUUCUCUUGGAGCAAGUGAAGAGUUGCAUGUGA
Molecule: messenger RNA, 1566 nt
Organism: Symbiodinium sp. CCMP2592
Lineage: Eukaryota; Dinophyceae; Suessiales; Symbiodiniaceae
Source: the annotation of a GenBank genome assembly